This is a messenger RNA of Nestor notabilis (Kea), 2361 nucleotides long. Its product is annotated as brain-specific angiogenesis inhibitor 3. Gene Ontology annotation, molecular function: G protein-coupled receptor activity. NCBI's taxonomy places the organism in Eukaryota, Metazoa, Chordata, Aves, Psittaciformes, Psittacidae. Gene Ontology annotation, cellular component: postsynapse; synaptic cleft; membrane. Bases 84 to 1751 code for a protein of 555 amino acids. The transcript is spliced from 12 exons. The record is from RefSeq and is a predicted model, not a curated record. Gene Ontology annotation, biological process: neuron remodeling; cell surface receptor signaling pathway; adenylate cyclase-activating G protein-coupled receptor signaling pathway.
UCUGCACCACAACCACCGCAUUUUUACACUUCUUCUUCUUAGCUUCAUUCUGUUGGGUUUUGACAGAAGCGUGGCAGUCAUAUAUGGCUGUUACUGGGAAAAUUAGGACACGGCUCAUAAGGAAACGUUUCUUGUGCCUUGGAUGGGGUUUACCAGCAUUAGUGGUUGCAAUAUCAAUAGGCUUUACCAAGACAAAAGGAUAUGGAACAGCCCACUACUGUUGGCUGUCUCUUGAAGGAGGGCUACUUUAUGCUUUCGUCGGACCUGCAGCUGCUGUUGUUUUGGUCAACAUGGUGAUUGGCAUUUUGGUAUUUAAUAAACUUGUUUCCAGAGAUGGAAUCCUAGAUAAAAAGCUCAAACACAGAGCGGGUCAGAUGAGUGAGCCUCAUAGCGGUUUGACGCUCAAAUGUGCCAAGUGUGGAGUAGUUUCAACAACAGCUUUGUCAGCCACCACCGCCAGUAAUGCCAUGGCAUCCCUUUGGAGUUCCUGUGUGGUGUUGCCACUUCUAGCUCUGACUUGGAUGUCUGCAGUUCUGGCCAUGACAGACAAAAGAUCCAUAUUAUUUCAGAUACUUUUUGCAGUAUUUGAUUCAUUACAAGGCUUUGUUAUUGUCAUGGUCCAUUGUAUUCUCCGAAGGGAGGUUCAAGACGCAUUUAGAUGUCGACUGAGAAAUUGCCAGGAUCCAAUCAAUGCAGAUUCUUCAAGUUCUUUUCCUAACGGACAUGCUCAAAUCAUGACCGAUUUUGAAAAGGACGUGGACAUUGCUUGUCGGUCAGUUCUGCAUAAAGACAUUGGACCUUGCAGAGCAGCUACUAUAACAGGAACACUUUCUAGAAUUUCACUAAAUGAUGAAGAGGAAGAGAAGGGACCAAACCCUGAAGGAAUGAGCUAUUCUACCUUGCCUGGAAACAUCAUCUCCAAAGUCAUCAUCCAGCAACCAACAGGUCUCCAUAUGCCUAUGAGUAUGAGUGAACUGGCCAAUCAGUGCUUGAAAAAAGACAACAGUGAGUUGCGGAGGACUGUGUAUUUAUGCACUGAUGAUAAUUUGAGAGGUGCAGAUAUGGACAUAGUCCAUCCUCAAGAGCGGAUGAUAGAAAGCGACUAUAUAGUCAUGCCCCGGGGCUCAGUAAAUACCCAGACAUCGCUGAAAGAUGAGAGCAAAAUGAAUAUAGGCAUGGAUACAUUGCCUCAUGAAAGGCUGUUGCACUACAAAGUUAAUCCAGAGUUCAAUAUGAAUCCUUCUGUAAUGGACCAAUUUAAUAUCAAUUUAGACCAGCACCUUCCUACCCAAGAACAUAUGCAGAAUUUACCAUUUGAGCCCCGCACAGCAGUGAAGAAUUUCAUUGCAUCUGAGCUAGAUGACAAUACAGGAUUAUCAAGAAGUGAAACUGGAUCCACAAUAUCAAUGAGCUCUUUAGAGAGAAGAAAAUCACGUUAUUCGGACCUUGACUUUGAAAAGGUCAUGCAUACAAGAAAGAGGCACAUGGAAUUGUUUCAAGAGUUAAAUCAGAAAUUUCAGACUCUGGACAGAUUUCGGGAUGUACCAAAAUCAGGCAGUAUGGAGAACUCAGCACCAAGCAAGGCUCCAUGGGAGAGUUUCAAAACCACAGGCGACUACCAACACUAUACAACGAUAAAUGUGUUAGACACAGAGGCAAAAGACGCUUUAGAACUCAGACCAGCAGAAUGGGAGAAGUGUCUGAACUUGCCUUUAGAUGUGCAAGAAGGUGACUUUCAAACAGAAGUUUAACAAAAACAAACUGAACAAAAAAAAAUAAUUCAUUGCACUGACAAUAAAGAGACUUUGGGAAGCCUGACACUCCUGUCUGAACAUUGUGACUACUUUAUGUCAGGCUCUUCCUGUGCCAAAUGUCAGUGGUUUUUUUCAUACAGUAUAUUCCCACUAGUGCAGCUAGUGGAGAACCAGGUGUACAAUUCUUACCAUCGUGUGUUGUAAGUACCCGUGGAAUGGAUUUGUAAGGUAAUCUUUAUAGAUAAACCUCAAGCAACGAUUCAUGUUGUAACAGCUUCAUUUGGUUUAGUUUUCAAAAAACUUCACCAUGAAGCACAAUGUAUAUAUUUAUGCAGUUUUUAAAGUUUAUAACAGUCUGUUUGGCCAUUACUACACUUUUUACUUUAUAAUAUAAAAGCAAAGGUUUUGUCAUUAAAUGAAUGUCUGUUGAGCUACAUUCUUCAUUGCUUUAAAUGCAAUAAAGUAAUAAUCUCACUUUUAUAUGAAUAAUAUAUUUCACAUCUUUAUUAUUGCAGUUUUCUCUGGAAAGCUCAGAGUAGCUUUCUCUGCUGCAGCUGUGUAUAAAAUAUUUAAAAUGUUGUAUGGUGUAAAUAAACCUUUGUCUACA